Molecule: messenger RNA, 264 nt
Organism: Paramecium primaurelia
Lineage: Eukaryota; Ciliophora; Oligohymenophorea; Peniculida; Parameciidae
Source: the annotation of a GenBank genome assembly
AUGAGUGGACAAAAAAAACUGCUCAUUCAAUUUCUUAAGAAAAUACUAAUUCUAAAUAAUCUAAUAAAACACUCAAUGAAAUAUAAGAACUUGAUGAAAGCUAAUAAUAAAAAUCAAUCUUCAUAAUAGAAUUAAGAUGAACAAAUAGUAUAAGACUAACCUAUAUAAUAAAACUAAGAAUACAAGGAAGAACAAAUUAUUUAGGAUUAAAAAAAUAAUGAAGAGGUUGAAGAUUUUAUUGAAGAUUAUAAUUAUUUUAAUUGA